AUCUGGUUCUUGGGAAGAGAAACACAUCCAGAGUUGUUGUGGUGUGGCUGAGUGAGAGAGAUGUCAGCUUCCCACACAGCCCAGGGCCUGUCUCCCACCUUUCCUGGUGGCAGCAGUGGCAGGUGUAGCUCUGCCUAAAGCCAGCUUUUAGACCAGCUGGGGCAGGGGGAGAAAGAAGAGGAGAAAUAACUUCCCUCAGCCUCUCUCCCAGCUGGAUUGCAUCCCUGAAGGCACAGAGCAGCAUAGCCAAGGAAUUCUUUCCUCUAACAGAAAGCCCAGGCGUGAAUCCAUGUGAGGAUCAGAGUAAGAGAAAACAGUCUGUCUCCCACAUGCUCACAGCCUGACGGCCUCUCUUCCAGUGUCUUCCUGCUGUCACAGCAGCAGGGGACACGGUGACUCCCCUGCAGCCAGGAUGGGUGUGACAGCUUGGGGCAGGAGGGUGGUUGAGAGCUGGGUAGCCGCAUGGGAGCAGGCAGGGAGGGAUGGAUGGAAGGAGAAGGCAGGCAGAUGGGCCACUGCCUCUCACUUGGCCCUGGGCCUGGUCCCUGUCCCGGGGCUGGCUGAGGAACAGCAUCUUCCUCUGCUCCUCCUUGUUUGAGACCCAGAGCUGCUGCACCCCUGCCCCUUCCCCGGGCCUCUCCUGCUGGCUUUCUCCUGCUGCAGGCAUCUGAUCUUCUGAGUGUGAAGGACUAUUUGGGAGAGUCUGAUCCUACAUUCCUCCUGCCUGAGGUCUCUCAGAUAGCUCCAGCCAGUACAGUCACUUUAAAAUGCAAAACAGAAAAAAUCUGCUGGAGUUUGCCAAGGACUGAAGCAUCCCGUUUGCCUCAGGAGAUGCUAAUGCUGGUGGUUUCACUGCUCAGUGACUCUGCAGUAUCUUCUGCUGUCCUGCACGCUGCAGAGAGCAGUGAGGAGCCCAGGAGCUGGGGGACAGGGACCUGCAGGUGGAGCAAGGGGAUUUCAUUCAUCCAGGGGAGACAGUGGGGCAUGGUGAGGUGACUUUUCAUGCAGGCUGGGGAAGAAACCUUUCUCUUUAAUAGCUCAACCAUUCAUGCCUUGAAAAGGAAGCUGUGCUCGAUGAGCCAUCCUCCCGUGAGCAGCUGGAUUUCCCAGGGCUGGGUGCAGCCAAGGGCAAAUGAUCACUGGGGAGGGCAUGUCUGCAGGCUCCAAGGCUUUGUGCUGGGAGAAACAGGAAGAAAUGGCAGGGAAAAGGGCACCAGUGCCUGCAGUACCUUCAGAACAAGCUUGGAAAGUUGCUCAGUGCUGCCUGGAAUCCUGGGCUGAGCUACAGGCACAGGGCAGGAAACAAUUCCAGCUGGGGUCUUUUUCACCUUUUUCCACCAGCUUGUGGGAACAUGCUGGAGAAAUGCCACCCGCCUGCAUGUCUCCUCCAGGCUGGAGAUGUCCCCUCGGGCUCUUUGCCCAGCCCAGGCUGUGGGAUGUAAUUGCUCAUUGGGAAAAUUUUGGGGAUUCUGAGCUGUAAUUGCCCAAAGCAUCUGCUGCCCUUUGAGCCCAGGUUGGGGCCCAGGCCAUGCCAGCCCAGCAGACAUGCCCAUGCUCUGUUGACAAGGAUUGAUUGCACAACCAGUCCUCUCAUGUAGCUGCCACCAGGAAAUUCCCCAGCAUAGCAAUAGUGGAAAAACAUGGAGUUAUAAUAGUGUCGUGUAAUUCAGCUGGUUAAAUAAAUAACAACCUGUGUGGGAACUGAGAGUGAUUUCUAUUCCAUACUCUUUCCAAAGCAGAAUUGCUAUUAGAGGCUUCUAUUUUUAAGUACUUUUCUCAAGCACCUCCCAUGAAUUUUUCAUUCCUUCAGCCUGCUGCAGCUCAGAUCCUCCUCCAGAAAACCCUCCUACUUUUCCCCUGUGGGGAAAGCCUUACCUGAUGACUAUAUCUUUCAAAGCGUAACCCUGAUUCUCAUUAAUCAUUUCUCCAGAAAAGUGGUUUUUUGCUAGUGGUGUUGCUUUUGGGUAGGUCUUGUCCUGGGUUGAGACGUCUUGUGCUGAAGGUUUGUAGUUUAAAGACACACUACCCUUAGGAGCUGGUCUCCUUCAAGCAAUGGCUCUGUCACAGCAGGAUGUUACCCAUGGAGGAGGAUCAAACCAUGAAUAUUAACAGCCUGCUUCUACCCGGAUUAAUGGGAUGGUUGAACGUGCUCCUGGCAGCUGCCUACAGUCAGGAAAGCCAGGAUGAUGCAGCUCUGGAUGUCCUACCUAGCCUGAGGCCCUGAAACUUGAGAGAUCAAACAGAACCAGGACCCCAGCAGCAUCACACCUGCCUUUACAGGCAGCUCCUGCCCCACAUCCCACUCCAGGCAGGUGCUGUGCUGACAGACACCCCUUCUCCCCACUGAGCUUCAGCUCAGGGUGGUGGGAAGAGGGUCUGAAAUGCAGAAACACAAUGAAAAAACAACUUUAUUUGCCCACAUGUUGUUUUAUACACCACAGAGCUUGCCCAGCACAUACAACUACCACUCUUGGGUAUGCCCCAGGGGCUUGUGCCUAAACAAACUGUGCUUCUUGAUCACUCCAUUCAAUUUAAAUUUGUGCCAGUUGAUGGUGCAAGUUGCCCAGGGCUCCCUGCCAGUGCUUGAGUAAAGCUGAGGAGGAGAAAGUAUUUUCUGGGAAACAGGAGAAGUCCUGGCUUGUCUGCAGGUGGUACCAAGCUUGUGUGUAGUCCUGCUGCUCAGUGAGGUGUGCUGGUUGCCUUGGGAGGGGAAGAGGGUGCAUGAGGGAAAAAGGUCUCCUGCCAAAGAGCCCGUGGGCUGGAUCCUCAGCUGGUAAAAACUGGAGAGGCUCCAUGGAGUGCAUGAUGUGUUGCUGAAGGGUCUGGCUGCCUGCCCUACCCCCAGGCUCCUGGGAGCCUCCCAGCUCCAAGGAGAUGUGAGUGGGGUUGGAUGCAGGUUGGUGGCAAAGCUGUUCUGGGACCUGGGAUGAACAUCCCAGACCUUACCCCAGUGUUUGCAUCCACCUGGCUGCUGCGUGUCCUGGUGUCCUCAUUCCCACUUCCAUGGAAGCAGCCUGAUGGAGACAUUCCAUCUCUGACUGCAGAGCUCCAUGCCAGGCUGUGCUGGGACUUGUUCUGCAGUAGCCCUUGAUGCCAAGUUGGUGGUGACCACCUGUGAGUACCUCUUUCUGGAAACCAAGCAUCUGGGGUCUCCAAAGGCUCUCGGGACACUCGGGUGUCACGAGGCUGAGCCAGGGCAUCGUGAGGAGCCUGUGGCAACCCUGGGUCUGCAGCAUCAGGGCAGAGCAGCCAAGGCCAGGGAGAUUCAGAGGCAAAUGCAAAUAAUUUGCAGAUCUUUGUGCUGGGAGGGGGAGAUCAUGUGCUUGAAGGGUCUUUCUGGCUCUGAGCUCUGCCCUGCCAGGUUGGGAGCAGUGCCGUUUGCUGGGAAUACCGGGUACAACAGGGUCUGUAGCAAUGGCAGCAGAGCCUGGUCCUGGGCUGAGUGCAGUGCUCACGUUUGGUUGCUCUGGACUCUGUUGGAAAAAACAGGGUUCGUUUGGCAAUAAAAAAGUUUAAAAGCCCUGAAGAACAAAAUUGAGUCAUAGAUAGAAUCAUAGGACCAUAGAAUGGUUUGGGUUAGAAGGGACCUUAAAAAUCCUCAAGUUCCAAUGCUCCUGCAUGAGCAGGGACACCUCCCACUAGACUAGUCCUAGAGGCACUAGUGCUUUGGUGGAUGGUCUUGUAAAUGACAAACUGUUGUACUCUGUUCAUUGGUUUUGGGGCUAGAUGUAGCCUGAAAGAGAUUUUUUUAUUUGAAUGUAUCAAUUAUAAAAAUGCUCACAUCCUCAAAGCCUUCAUUUUCCACUCAGUCUCCAGGAGUUUCCAUUUGCCUGAAACAAGUUUGUUGUUAGUUUGUUGUGUGUGGGGUUUUUUUCUGUGUCAAGGAACCGAACCCCAAAUCCAGCCCUUCAGCACUAACAACCCGGAGAGGUCUCAGCCCCCCCGGCUGGCGGGAGGUUUGUUGCUGCCAGCAGCGGGGCCAGGGCUGGGGAAGAAGGAGUUAAAGGUUUGCGUUGGAAGAGCAGCCCAGCUGCCUGCAGAGGCUUGGAGCCCACUCUUUCUUCACCACUGUCUGAUGGCUGGGGAGAGCCAGCUCCAAAUUGAAAUGCCACUUUCUAAACAGGACAAAAUUACAGCCCGACUGCCCUGAUUCACCCUCUCCGAGCAAGGCAGGACGAGCUGCGUGACGGGCCAGGCAGGCUGCUGCUCAUUUCUAUUUGCAGGUUUGGGGCUUUGCAGUCCACGACCUGCCUGGUUCUGCUUCCAGGCUGGUCCGUCCAGGAGCUGCUCUCCCAGCCGGGGUGUGCGGGGGCAGCCCAGGCCCCCGGGUGAUGGGUGCUGGUGGGGCAAGGGACAGCUCUGUCCCCUGUGUCCCAUCCCUCGGCAGGUGGCUGCGCAGGGGAGGGCUGAGCUGCCUCUGUCACUGAGCGCUGAGCCCGCACUGGGCGGGACUGGGUUGUACUGGGAGCGCUGCCACGGAGCGGGGGGGCUGUGAGAUCGGGGACGGAGAGAAAACAGGAGCAAAGGACUGGAUGCAGCUGAGAGCCCUCUCACAGCCCAGGAGAUCUCUGCUGGCUCUGACUGCUGCAGGCGACCGAGCGGCACCUUCCCCCGAAGUGAUGGAAAACGAGGUGUUUCUGUCAUUUACGUUCUACAGCACAAUCUUGAUCAUCAAAAUGUAUAUCGUUGCCAUCAUUACGGGACAAGUGAGACUCAGAAAGAAGGCGUUUGCCAACCCGGAGGAUGCGCUGCGUAACGGGGGGCUGCAGUACCACCGGGAGGACCCCGACGUGGAGCGCUGCCGCAGAGCCCACCGCAAUGACAUGGAGAACAUCUUUCCCUUCCUCUUCCUUGGAGCCAUCUACUCCCUGCUGGGUCCCAGUCCCACAGUGGCCAGGAUCCACUUCUUCAUCUUCUGCGUGGGGCGCAUCGUCCACACCAUCGCCUACCUGCUGCAGCUGAAGGCUCCCACGCGCUCCGUGGCCUAUGGCGUGGCUCAGCUGCCCUGCUUCUCCAUGGCCCUGCAGAUCCUCCUGGCCACCACCCCGUACUGGUAACACCCAGUGAGACCCACCAUCCAAACCCCCUUCGUCCUGAGCUCUGCUGGUUUCCCCGGCUGGACCGGGUGUGCGUGUGCAAGUGUGUGUGUGGGCACAUGGUGUGUUGCCAGGGAAGGUUUCUGCGCCUCAAGGGUGUUCAGUGCAGCCUUGGUGAAGUCCAUGUGCUGUUGAAAUUGGGCAGGGAAGUCACCAGAGAGAAGGAGAACAGCUCCCUGUGGAGUGGGAAGGGGAUGCAGAGGCAGGUUGCUCUCACUUUCGCUAAGGGUGGGAGGGGGAAAGCACCCAGACUGCCCCUUGAGAAAGGGGUUCAUUGAAGGAAGGAGGGGGUUCACUGAGGGAAGGAAGAAGGUUUUCUGGCUCAACUGCAUUUGGAAUUGGGAAGGGGAAGAUGUGCUCUUUCCUCUUGGUCACAAAUACCCCAAGAAUCAGAAAGGGAAGAUCAUGGGGGUCCCAUGAAGUCUGUUGGGGGGCGGUAGCAGAGGGGGGUUACAAAACCACCCUCCUCCUGCCCAGCUGUGCGGGUCUGUGGGGUGGGAGGUCCCUUAGGUUCCCUCUCCUGCGAGGAGGCCAGGAGGCAGGUGCCUGCCAGGCACUGUGGUGUGGAAGUCACAGGCUCAGGGGUGACAUUGUGAGGCCACCAAAGUGUUUGAUGCUCCCAGCUCCACCUCCACUGAUGCCACGGGACGCAGCUCCCUGCGGGGUCCCUCGCUGCAGGCAGGAGCCUGCCUGGCCCACCAAGGACAUUCCACAGCUGGCAUUCAACAGCUCCAGACCAGCAGCAGCCAGGCCUUUUCCAUCUCAGUCUGACCAUGGCAAGAUGCAGAGAGACAUGUCUGGAGCAGCCAGCAGGAACCCCUUACCCUGUAGAGAGCCGGACACGAAGCUCUGGGAUUUCUGGAAAGAACUGAGAUGCUCACACAGGACUGGGGGGUUGCAGUUUCAGACAGAGCUUUCUCCCAGGGGUGGUGUCUACGUUCACAUGUCACUGAAAAGCCUCCCAGAGCAGCAGACUGAAUUUCUCCCUCUCAGCUUGUAGCCUUUCCCCGGCUGCAGAAGGGCCGUUGCUAUUUGGGGAAUGUGCCGGGAGCGCUCGGGGGGUGUUCUCUUUCAGCUGUUUCCUGCUGUCCUCGCUGCCCAGCCGCGCUGCCUGGAUUAGCUGGUGUGUGCAGAAAGCUCUGGGAACGAGCAGAGUGGCUUUGAACUGUCCCACGGGAGAAAACUGCUGCUUUUGCAGUGUGCCUGGGACCAGGGGAUCGCAGGGUGACAAACCCUCCUGAGCUGCUGUGCCACACAGCUGUCCCAAAGCACCAAGGGCUGGUCCAGGGCACAGCCACACACAACGGAGCAUCCCUGUGGAGGACAAGGCAGGACGAAGCCUCUGCUGUUCAGUGCCUCCUCCCUCCUCUGAGGACGAUGCAAAUGUUUACUAAGAUCAUAAGAAGAAACCAGAACGAGCCAAAAAUAAAUUCCCCUUCCACCUCUCCUAAGCACUGAAGCUGUUCCCUGAACCCCUCUGACCUCAGAGAUGCUCUUCCUGAGACCUCACUGAGCACCUGCGUGCACGAAGCACAGGGUGAAACACCAGCUCAGGCUGAUGCCCUGAGCCCUUCCCCAGCUUGGGCAGCAGCUUCUGUACCAGGAAGCCCUGACCCUGCUGGGCAAAGCUGUUUGGUGAGGCUUGGAGCAGAGGCCCUUCCUGCCUGUGGAAGGGGAGGUGGGCAGGACUGCAGGUUCAGCAGUUUGCUCUUGGCCACUUCUCAUUUACACAGCCCCAACAGAUGUCUGGGCUCCUCACAUAUUGCAGAAGGUCUCAGACCCCUGUACAUUUCUCUGCUGCUGCACAUGCAUCCUGGUGGCAGGAAGCAAAUAUUCCCAAUAAAAACAAAUCAUUGUGCUCUGAUACAUCCUUCCUUCAGGAGCAGCAGAUACAGCUGGGCAGCAGCUGGGCCCAGCCCCAGCAGGAUGGCUCCCCAGCUGCAAAGUGCUCUGCUAAACCCUGUUGCAGGGCCUGGAGUGCCCUGAGACUCCUAAAGAGCCAUCCCUUUCCUCUGGAAUCACCUGGUCUGCAGAGGAAGCUCUUUUCCAGGUGUGGAUUAUUUGUGCUGAUCCUUUAAAUUCAGCAGAGCUGGGCCCCUGCUCCACUUUCCUUCCCAGGGGAUUAGGUUGCUACAAAGCUUGGAGUUCACCCAAGCCUCCUCCAUCCCAGCUUCCCCCAAAGCAUGAAGUGGGGUGAGAUGUUUGUCCCAGCUCUUCACAACCUGGUGCUACAGAGCCAAGCUGGCACUUAAAUCCUGGAGGACUGCAGAAGCUCAGGUAUAGUGUGGUUGGUCUCAUGUCUGUGCUUAUGACUUCCAAAGCAGCUACCUGUACUUU
Molecule: messenger RNA, 7433 nt
Organism: Apus apus (common swift)
Lineage: Eukaryota; Metazoa; Chordata; Aves; Apodiformes; Apodidae
Gene: PTGES
Product: prostaglandin E synthase
Exons: 4
Coding region: 4533-5057 (174 amino acids)
Biological process (GO): prostaglandin biosynthetic process
Cellular component (GO): membrane
Molecular function (GO): prostaglandin-E synthase activity
Source: RefSeq, a predicted model, not a curated record